Didymella exigua CBS 183.55 is the source of this 396-nucleotide messenger RNA. RefSeq lists its product as uncharacterized. Bases 1 to 396 code for a protein of 131 amino acids. The record is from RefSeq and is a predicted model, not a curated record. The transcript has a single exon. NCBI's taxonomy places the organism in Eukaryota, Fungi, Ascomycota, Dothideomycetes, Pleosporales, Didymellaceae.
AUGAAGGCCUCAAUCAUCGCAUCCACCCUCGCCCUCGCCAGCUCCGCCCUGGCCUACCCCGGUGCCGCUCCCCCCACCCCCCUCUUCACCAUUCAGCUCGCCAACGACAUCAGCGGCGCCAAUGCCAUCCGUUCCGUCCCCGCCAACGGCAUUGCAAACACCUUCAUCAACGUGUUCGCCAACACCGUGCUCGUUAAGGGCGGUGUCAUCAUGGCCACUAGCCUGCAGAACGUUGCUCCUGGCGGCACCAACAUCAACUGCGUCGUCAACAAGGCUGAUGGCACAUUUGUUGGCAACGUCAACAACCAGAAGACCUUCCUCGACUUGGACGGUAUCGAGGGCAGAGCGGUUGAGGUUGAUGCCUCAGCUUUCACUAUCAAGUGCAACCCUCAGUAA